This is a messenger RNA of Aphis gossypii (cotton aphid), 1380 nucleotides long. RefSeq lists its product as uncharacterized. Gene Ontology annotation, cellular component: nucleus. The coding region runs from base 164 to 1108 and encodes 314 amino acids. The transcript has 4 exons. The record is from RefSeq and is a predicted model, not a curated record. Lineage: Eukaryota; Metazoa; Arthropoda; Insecta; Hemiptera; Aphididae.
UAUAUUGUGCGCAUAAACAUCGAAUUUGUGUGUUAUCAUAAAUCACGAUUAUUGUGAUAAUCAUUAUUAUUAUUUAUUAUUCAGUACCACCGUGUUUCUGACGUUUCUGUUGUUACGAUAUUUUUACGUUUUGAAGCUAUUGUAAUAAACCGUCAAACCGAACAUGUCAAAAACUACUGGCAAUUCUAAACGAGCGCGUUGUAGCAAUUUUUCGGCAUUCGAAGAAAUCACAUUAGUUGAUUUGGCAGUAAAACACUCCAGUGUUCUGGAGUGUAAAAAAUCGGACCAUGAUGUUUGGGAAGCCAAAAAUACAUCUUGGAAACAAAUCCAAGCUAAUUUUGUCACCGCAACAGGCAAUAACAGAGAUGUUCAAAACCUUAAGGACAAAUAUGAAAACCUUAAAAGGAAAACAAAAAAAAUAGAAGGGGACAGGAAAAAACAGAUUUUCCAAACUGGAGGUGGAGCUCGAGCAAGUUGCUCUGUUGCACCAGAUACCCAUAAUACUCUACUUGGGAUUUUAGGAGUAUCGGCGGUAGGGUUAAGCAACCCUUUUGAUGGAGAUAAACCAGGAGAACCAUUAAUAAAAUCGCUCACCGAAGAAGAUAUUGUUGUAGUUGGCUAUGAUGAGACUAAUAAUUGUGAUGUUACAGACUACAUAGAUGUUCAUUUGGAAUCUGAUGUUGAAGAUAAUAUGGACAUAUCAAUUGUUGCCAGUAAUGCCAAACCUACAUCGAGUUCCACAUCCACAUUGGAGAUAAACUCUGCACCUGUGGUUCCGACGUGGUCCAAGUGGACUCCAGAGACAUUGAAAAGCCAGAAGAGUUCAGAAUUAACAAGUCCACUUACCAUAAAAAAAAAUAAUAAGACUACACUAGGAGAAAGUGUGAAAAAAUACUCUCAAGCUAAGGCAGAAUUAAUAAGUAAACAAAAAAUGUAUUUUGAAAAUGAGGAGAGAAGAGCUCAAGAAAAACACGAUGCUGAUCAGUUAAGAAAUAAAGAAAAACAUGAGUGGGAAAGGGUCCACCAUGAAUUGAGGAUUGAAAAAUUAAGGCAUGAGAUUAACGACCUAAAAAAACGUAAAUAUAGGUUAUAUUUAAGUGUUAAUUAAUAUUUAUUUUUGCAUUAUUAGGUAGUUUCCUUGUUUUUAAUAUCAUGUUUCAACAUUUUUAAGUCAUUUUUUGUAGUUUUUGUACAAUGUGGGGCAAUUUUAGAUUUUAGAGCAAGUGUUAAACCCAAGUUUGGAAACACAUUUAAUUUAUCUAAAAUCUAACUUUGGAUUUGGACUAGUACUACAAAUUAUAAAUGUAUACUUUUGUUUAUAAAUGUAUUAAUAUUAUAAUCUAUAAUUGAUAUAUUAAAUUACUAUUACAAUAUUCAAGG